AUGGCUCCUACCUACCUGCCUACUACUGACUACUCAAAGCUCUCCAACAAGGAAAAACAUAAAUUAAGAAAACCUGUUGUGGAGAAAAUGCGUAGAGAUCGCAUCAACAACUGCAUUGAGCAGCUCAAGGUGAUGCUGGAGAAGGAAUUCCACCAGCAAGACCCCAACACCAAACUGGAGAAAGCCGACAUUCUGGAGAUGACUGUUGUUUUCCUGAAGCAGCAGCUGCAGCCCCAGAUCUUAGCACCUCAGAAAGCCCACUGUAAUGGCUACUCUCAGUGCUGGAGGGAGACCAUGAACUUCUUGUCUUCCAACUCCAAGCUGGACAUGACACUGCAGCAUCUUAACCAUUGUCAAGCAGUCCAGAGAGCAGCAAAAGUCCUCCACGUGUCUUCACCUGCUUCACAGGCCAGCCAGAUGUUAGUCAAGCAAGAGACCAGUGUCCACAGAGCUGUCUGGAGGCCGUGGUAGAGACAUUGAGCACAACGGCUUUCUCAUGUUAACCAGAAGGGGAUAAAAUAUGAUUUUAUAGUGGAACCUAUGGACAUGCAAUUAUUAGCUGGAAUUCAGCUUCAUAGUGGAGAGCUAAAGGUCAUGUGCUCUGUUAUUGAUUCCAGUGGAAUUACCUGUGAAGCACUUUGUCUUAAUCAGAUAUUUGUAAUUAACCUAUUUUGUUACCUUUUAUAAAG
Molecule: messenger RNA, 689 nt
Organism: Electrophorus electricus (electric eel)
Lineage: Eukaryota; Metazoa; Chordata; Actinopteri; Gymnotiformes; Gymnotidae
Product: transcription factor HES-5-like
Molecular function (GO): protein dimerization activity
Source: RefSeq, a predicted model, not a curated record